This is a messenger RNA of Euleptes europaea (tarantolino), 1254 nucleotides long. It is a transcript of the gene TENT5B, whose product is annotated as terminal nucleotidyltransferase 5B. The record is from RefSeq and is a predicted model, not a curated record. The transcript has 2 exons. NCBI's taxonomy places the organism in Eukaryota, Metazoa, Chordata, Lepidosauria, Squamata, Sphaerodactylidae. Gene Ontology annotation, biological process: mRNA stabilization. Gene Ontology annotation, molecular function: RNA binding; poly(A) RNA polymerase activity. The coding region runs from base 1 to 1224 and encodes 407 amino acids.
AUGCACUCGGCCGAGCCAGCGGGGGCCGCUGCAAACUCGGGGCCGCCGCCCCAUAGCAGCAGCGGCGGCGGCGACGACGGGCGCUUCAGCGUCCUCAGCUGGCAGCAGGUGCAGCGGCUGGACCAGAUCCUGGAGGAGGCUGUGCCCAUCCACGGCCGGGGCAACUUCCCCACGCUGGCCGUGCGGCCGCGCAGGAUCGUGCAGGUGGUCCGCAGCCGUCUAGAAAAGAAGGGGGUUGCUGUCCAUAACGUGAGGCUGAAUGGCUCGGCGGCCAGCCACGUCCUGCAUCACGACAGUGGUCUGGGAUACAAAGAUCUCGAUCUCAUUUUCAGGGUGGACCUGAAAAGCGAGGAUGUCUUCCAGCUGGUGAAAGACGUCGUGAUGGACUGCCUCCUGGACUUCCUCCCAGAAGGGGUAAACAAAGAUAAGAUCACUCCCAUGACUCUGAAAGAGGCCUAUGUGCAGAAGCUGGUGAAAGUGUGCAAUGAAACGGACCGCUGGAGCCUUAUCUCGUUGUCAAACAACAGCGGCAAGAACGUAGAGCUCAAAUUUGUAGACACUCUCCGGCGGCAGUUCGAGUUCAGCGUUGAUUCCUUCCAGAUCAUAUUGGACUCGCUGUUGCUCUUUGGGGAGUGUUCGGAGAACCCGAUGUCUAAGAACUUCCACCCUACGGUCACUGGGGAGAGCAUGUACGGGGACUUCGAAGAGGCAAUGGACCACCUGAAGCACCGAAUCAUUGCCACUAGGAAUCCAGAGGAGAUCAGAGGCGGUGGACUCUUGAAGUACUGCAACCUCCUUGUGAGGGGGUUCAAGGCCAAAUCGGAGGUAGACAUGAAGGCGCUGCAGAGAUACAUGUGCUCCAGGUUUUUUAUAGACUUCCCCGACAUCGGGGAGCAGCAGCGGAAGCUAGAGUCCUACCUACAGAGCCACUUUGUCGGGAUGGAGAGUAAGAGGUACGAUUGCCUGAUGACUCUGCACCGGGUGGUGAACGAGAGUACGGUGUGCCUGAUGGGACACGAGAGGCGGCAGACGCUGAACCUCAUCGCCAUGUUGGCGGUGAGGGUCUUGGCUGAGCAGAACAUAAUCCCGACGGUCACGAACGUGACCUGCUAUUAUCAGCCGGCACCCUACGUCAGCGAGAUAAAUGUCAACUACUAUGUAACCCACAUGCAACCCCUCAUGCCUUGCAGUCACUCCUACCCAACUUGGCUCCCCUGCAACUGAGUUUGGCAAUGCCUCAAUACUCUGGGGAGG